This is a messenger RNA of Morone saxatilis (striped sea-bass), 698 nucleotides long. RefSeq names its product choline transporter-like protein 1. Lineage: Eukaryota; Metazoa; Chordata; Actinopteri; Moronidae. Gene Ontology annotation, cellular component: membrane. Gene Ontology annotation, biological process: transmembrane transport. Gene Ontology annotation, molecular function: transmembrane transporter activity. The record is from RefSeq and is a predicted model, not a curated record.
UUAGACUGCACUCAGUGGUCACAGCGGGUAUUACACCUGCAGCUCCUGCGCUCCACAGACACGGACACUAAUUGCGCAAGCGCAAUGAGAUGAAUGGCCGCUGCACCUGACGGCCCACCAGGAAGUGUGGCGGACAAAUCCUCGGCUGUUAAUCCCCGCUCGGUACGGUAACCGGAGAGGCACCGACAGUAGCAUGCUCAGCGGGUCGGAGCGCUCAGUCUGACCGUCGGCACCGUCUCCGCUCCGGGCUCGGCCUCCGGGAUCGCGCCGCUGCGCAGUGAGUGCAUGCAGGCAGAGCGCGGGGCAGUCCGUCUCCUCCCCCCGCCUGUCGGGCUCCAGAACCCCGCUGUCGGGCUCCAGAACCCCGCUGCUGCUGAGCUGAAGCUCCGUGAGGCUCCGUGAAGCUCCGUGAAGCUCCGGUUAACGUCCACCCUGACUGCAAUGGGAUGCUGCGGUAGCGCGGAGAGGACAAAGAGAGAAUGGAGACCGCUGGAGGACCGGAGCUGCACAGACCUGCCCUGGUUCCUGCUCUUCACCGUCUUCUGCGUCGGCAUGGGCAGCAUCUGCGGCUUCACCAUCGUCACCGGCGGCGCCGCUCGCCUCGUCUUUGGAUAUGACAGCUACGGCAACACCUGCGGUCAACGCAACGAGCAGAUCGAAGGCGUCCGGCUCAGCGGCCUCGACCACACCGACAGGAA